Molecule: messenger RNA, 1993 nt
Organism: Photinus pyralis (common eastern firefly)
Lineage: Eukaryota; Metazoa; Arthropoda; Insecta; Coleoptera; Lampyridae
Product: glucose dehydrogenase [FAD, quinone]-like
Exons: 5
Coding region: 74-1981 (635 amino acids)
Molecular function (GO): ecdysone oxidase activity; flavin adenine dinucleotide binding
Source: RefSeq, a predicted model, not a curated record
AUAACCUAAAAACUAACUUCAGUUAGAUUGUGCCAUUUUCUACUGGUCCCAGGUUCCAGCUUAAAUACCUUUGAUGAUCGCUUUUAAAUUCUUUAUAUUUGUAACUGUGUACACCGUGAGUCUGGAUUUAUUUUGGGUUUAUGUCAAACUAAUCGAAAUAUUAGAAAUCGGUGGCAGCCUUCUUAAAAGUGGCCUGUACAAAUUGGAUCCGGUGUAUGACUAUGUCAUAGUGGGUUGCGGUUCUGCUGGAAGCAUUGUCGCCUUAAGACUUUCGGAGGAGAGAAAUGCUUCAGUUCUCGUUUUAGAGGCCGGUCCAACUGGAACAUCGUGGUUCGACAUACCAGCUGUCGCAAUUUUGUUACGUUUAUCCUCAGUCGAUUGGCAGUACAACACGGUGCCUCAAGAAAAUGCUGCCAAGGCCCUUGAGGAUCACGUUAGUAAAUGGCCAACGGGCCGAGUUGGGGGUGGCAGCGGACGAUUGAAUAGUCUGUUGUACAUGCGAGGUCAUCGUGAAGACUUUAGGGGAUGGUCUCAAGAUCCCAGUGCUUAUAACUACGAGAGUGAUAUUUUACAUUAUUUUAAAAAGUCUGAAGAUCACAGGGGUGCCUAUAAAAAUGAUUUAAAGUAUCAUUCCACCGGAGGUCCCCUAAUAGUUGAAGAUUUCUUGCACAUAACUGCACUUGGUAAUGCCAUACUGAAAGCAGCGGAGACCUUAGGAUAUCUCAUCCGUGAUCUAAAUGGCCAACACAGCACAGGAUUCAUGCGGUCGCAAAUCAACAUUAAGUCGGGAGGACGUUGGCUACCACUGCACCAUCUUCUAUCGUUAAGUAGACCGAACCUAGUUAUACAGAGUAACUCUUUUGUCGAAAAGGUUUUGUUCAAGUCAGACUAUGAGGCUUAUGGAGUUCAGUACACACAUUUGGGUGUAAAGGCAAACGUAAGGGCUCGCAAGGGAGUCAUUUUAAGUGCUGGGAGUGUAGGAACGCCAAAGCUUUUAAUGCUAUCUGGUGUGGGAAAGAGAGCUCAUUUAAGUAAUGUAGGCAUUAGGACUCGAGUGGAUCUACCCGUCGGUGACAAUUUACAGGAUCAUGUAACAACAGGUCUCGAUUUAGUUUUGCUCAACACCAGUGUACUGGACGUUUUCAAAAUGUACUAUCCUAGUACCAUCUUCAACUACUUUUAUCAUGGCACAGGUAUGUGGACAGGUACAGGUUGUGAAGUUUUGGGCGUUUUAAGUACUAAGUGUCUUAAUUCUUCAUUGGAAUACAACCAGAAUUGUUUAAACGAUGAGAAAUUGCAGCCUGAUCUUCAGAUAUUGGUGAUGCCACUUGGCGCAGCCAGCGACGGUGGCAAACACCUUGUGAAUGUGGUAGGGUACAAUGAUAUAACUCGAGAAAAUUACAUUGAGCCUUUGGUUCGACAGUCGACAAUAUCGCUUAUACCCGUCGUGCUUCAUCCUAAAAGUAGAGGAACUGUACGCCUGUCUAAUAGGGAUCCCUACAACCGUCCAUUAAUCGAUCCUAAGUACUUAUCAGACCCUUACGAUGUCACCAUAUUGCUGAAGGGAAUAGAAAUAAUCAAAAAGAUUAUUUCAACACAACCAAUGCAACAAUUGGGGGCCAAAUUGAAUACAAGAAAAAUACCAGGAUGUGUAACCUUCGAGUUUGAUACUGAGGCAUAUUGGGAGUGUUACGUUAGGCACUUGACAAUGACGGCAUACCAUCCGAUAGGCACCUGCAAAAUAGGAAACUCCUUCGAUAAAGAAUCUGUGGUUGGAUAUGAUUUUCGCGUGCAUAAUACUAACAAGUUAUAUAUUGCAGACGCGUCUGUAAUUCCGACAUUGAUAAGUGCCAAUACUAAUGCGGCAGUGAUGGUCAUUGGGGAAAAAGCUGCUGAGCAAAUCAGGUACGAUGGUUUUUUAAGCGGCGGUAGUUGUGAUCUAAUCGAGUUAUUUAUACCAAAAAUUAUUUGUCAAAUAUAAGUUGCAUAUGGA